GUACACUUCUUAGAAAUAGUGUCGAUAAUUUGAAUUUAUAUUUACUUUGGUGGUACUUACCUCUUUGAUCUUUUUUCGUAUAAAAUUGUUAAACCCGGACGAGCUUUUACCUAAAGGUGUUGAGGACUUAAGUUAUUUGCUUAGCUUAUGAAAUUUCUUUUCUUGUUUGUUUCUCCUUUGACAGGCUUUUAUUUGAUGAUUUUUCUAGGAUAACAAUGGGUCGGACUAAACCAAACCACUAGUCAAGCUCAAAAAAGCCAAAACGUGUUAAGCGUUUCUGAAUCAUUAAAACAUCGUCCGUUUCUUUGGUUUCACGCUUUCUACCCGAUGGCAAAUCUCACCGACAGUGGAAAUUCACUUCCAAAUAGCACUUCACCGAGUUUUACGUGGCUACAAGUAACAGAGUAUACCAUUUUCUCCGCUGUUUUUCUCGUCAGUGUGACAGGAAAUAUUCUCGUCUGUUUGGUGAUCUUUAAGACGCCACGUAUGCGCACAACCAGAAACUAUCUCCUGGUGAACUUAGCAAUGUCCGAUCUGACCGUGUCGCUACUGUGUAUACCAUUUGAUGUAGUUCUGAAGAUAACCCAUCCUCACUGGCCAUUGGGAGCCGCCAUGUGUAACAUACUGUGGCCAGGGAUGACUUUGGUCACCAACUGCUCGUCAGCUACUCUGGCGGCCAUAAGUCUAGACAGAUACCGGGCUGUUGUACAUCCCUGGAAACCACGCUUUACAUCAUCUCAGACAGCCGCCAUCAUUGCAUCUACCUGGUCGGUGUCAUUCAUACUAGUGCUGCCAUACGCUCUCGUACUUAAAAUCCAAGGUGGCUAUUGCGCUGAAGACUGGCCUCACCCUUCUGCUGUGAAGGUCUACACCAUGGGGUUGUUUAUCUUUCAAUACGCUUUACCGCUUCUCAUAAUCACUUUCGCUUACCUAAUGGUAGCUAGGAAGCUUCGCCACCAAGCAGCUCGCAUUGCAAGGAAUCGUCACGAAAAUGGCAUAUCAAUGACAACUUACGGCCUAGGAGCAAAUGGGUAUCAACUGCACCCAACAAGCGAAGCCUUUUCCGUGUCUUCCCCUACCGUGCAACAAUCUGAGGUCCGGAAAAAGUGCAGCGAUUCUGCUAAACAAGACCUUGUUCCUCAAAGCAUUGAUCCUCCGCAAGUUGACAGAAGGGAAGUGAAAAGACUGGAACGCAAUACCAAGAUAAUGAAAAUGUUAGUGACUGUUGUGUCUCUGUACGCCAUCUGCCUGCUGCCCAAUCAGGUUGUCUGGUUGUGGUACGAGUUUGGCACCGCACAAAGCUGGCCCCAUUUUAACGAGCUUCUCACUUUUGGCAGCAUCAUGGUGUAUGUAAACAGCUGUGUGAAUCCUUUGUUGUACGCUGGUAUGAAUGACGACUUCAGGAAAGGCUUUAUAAAACUCCUCAACUGCAACAGGAAGUCACAUGCAAAGACGCUUGUAUGAGAAAAACUG
Orbicella faveolata is the source of this 1473-nucleotide messenger RNA. RefSeq names its product cholecystokinin receptor-like. The record is from RefSeq and is a predicted model, not a curated record. Gene Ontology annotation, cellular component: plasma membrane. NCBI's taxonomy places the organism in Eukaryota, Metazoa, Cnidaria, Anthozoa, Scleractinia, Merulinidae. Gene Ontology annotation, molecular function: G protein-coupled receptor activity. Gene Ontology annotation, biological process: G protein-coupled receptor signaling pathway.